Molecule: messenger RNA, 1386 nt
Organism: Fusarium subglutinans
Lineage: Eukaryota; Fungi; Ascomycota; Sordariomycetes; Hypocreales; Nectriaceae
Product: cellulosome enzyme
Exons: 2
Coding region: 1-1386 (461 amino acids)
Biological process (GO): sphingolipid metabolic process
Molecular function (GO): glucosylceramidase activity
Source: RefSeq, a predicted model, not a curated record
AUGAAAGCAUCUGUUAAUGUUGUUUCCCUCAUCGGCUUCCUGGGCUUGGUGAGUGGGCAACUUACCGUCAAGGUCGAUGUGGGCGUCACGCACCAGCGCAUCGACGGCUUCGGUAUCUCCCAGGCGUUUGGCAGAGCCAAGGAGUUCCAGAACGCCAAUACCCAGGCUCGCCAGCAAGCUCUUGACUAUCUAUUUAGCACCGAGAAUGGUGCUGGGUUCAGCAUCAUCAGGAAUAAGAUUGGUUCGGGCUCAACUGGUUCAGGCAACAUCGAGCCAAAUAACCCUGGGUCUCCCUCCAGUCCGCCCAAGUACGUCUGGGACAACGACGACGCCGGCCAGGUAUGGUUCACUAACCAGGCCGUCAAAUACGGUGUCAAGACUAUCUUCGCCGACGCUUGGGGUGCACCUGGCUUCAUGAAGACCAGCGGGGAUGACUCAAAACCUGGAUUCCUCUGCGGUUCUCCCGGGCACUCAUGUAGUUCAGGAGACUGGCGUCAAGCUUAUGCGAACUUCCUGGUUCAAUACGUUCAGUUCUACAAGUCCUCGGGCCUCCAGAUCAGCCACAUCGGCUUUCUGAACGAGCCGGAUUUCACGACCUCUUAUAGUCAGAUGCAAAUCAGCUCCAAUGCUGCGGAAGCCAUCGACUUCAUCCCAAUGCUCCACAAAGCCAUCCAGUCUGCAGGACUCGAUGUACAAAUCGUAUGCUGCGAUGCUACUGGGUGGAAGGUGCAGAGCAGCUACACCGAUGCCCUCGUCAAGGCCGGAUCAACCCAGAAUCUUGGAGUCAUCACCUCACACUCGUACAGCUCUGAUGCCACGACUCCUCUGUCAAUCACGUCUCUGCCAAAGUGGAACACGGAAGCGGGUGAUGGUAGCGAGCCCUUUAUCACGACCUGGUACAAGAGCGGUGCCAAGAACGAAGGCUUUUCGUGGGCGCAGAGGAUCGCCGUCGCCAUGGUGAACGCGGAGCUCUCUGCUUACCUCUACUGGGAGGGCUUUGAAGUCAAGCAGUCCCAAAGUGCCAGCCACUUGCUCGACGCGCUCGACGGUGUCAAGGUUACACCUUCUGGUAUCUACUAUGCAUUCGCCAUGUGGUCUCGCUACAUUCGACCCGGCGCUGUGCGAGUUGCAGCAUCUGGUUCUAUAUCCGACGUCAUCGUGGGCGCUUUCCGCAACCCUGAUAAGUCUCUUGUAGUUGUUAUCACCAACUCGGGAUCGAGCGGGCAGACCUCCAAGAUUACCUUCCAGGGUUACCAACCAGUAUCUGCCAAGGCCUAUGUUACAAGCAACAGCAUGUCUUUUGCCCCCACUGACGCUAAGAUUGACAGCAACACUGUCUCUGUCUCUGUCCCCAGUAAGGGUGUCGUCACUGUGAAGCUCGUUUAG